AUGUCCUGUCCCGCUUCGUCGAUUUACACUCACUAUGGUCAAGAUCCUACCAACCACCCAGACCAGAAAGAGCUAACUACCAUCGUUCAAAACCUGCAUACCCUCUCUUUGGGCCGUCUGGCAUUAGGUAGCGAUGGCGUUCUGCGCUCCCUCAACCUAGAAAAUGAAGUCGUCGAUGCUGUUGGACUACCGACUCGACUGAUCAAAGCGUUUAUGGAUCGCUUCCCAUACAACGAAGAACUCGAGGCCCGAUUUCACAAUUCUGAUGGGACCUCGGUACCUGAAGAGCAGUGGUGGGCACCAAAUGCAUUAAUAUUACCACACCAGUACACUGCUGAGCAGAAGGAUGCGGCUAGGAAAGAGCAUGAGGAGAAGAAGGAUAUCAUUGAGGAAAUAAAGCAAAAGAGGAAGAAUGGGGAGAUACAAGGAUGUGGUGUUGUUAUUCGGGCUGACUAUAGGAUCUGA
This is a messenger RNA of Talaromyces amestolkiae, 465 nucleotides long. RefSeq lists its product as uncharacterized. The transcript has a single exon. The coding region runs from base 1 to 465 and encodes 154 amino acids. NCBI's taxonomy places the organism in Eukaryota, Fungi, Ascomycota, Eurotiomycetes, Eurotiales, Trichocomaceae. The record is from RefSeq and is a predicted model, not a curated record.